Alternaria arborescens is the source of this 555-nucleotide messenger RNA. RefSeq lists its product as hypothetical. The record is from RefSeq and is a predicted model, not a curated record. NCBI's taxonomy places the organism in Eukaryota, Fungi, Ascomycota, Dothideomycetes, Pleosporales, Pleosporaceae. Bases 1 to 555 code for a protein of 184 amino acids. The transcript has 2 exons.
AUGCCCUCUCCACAUGGCUCUGGCUCCGGCCCGCGCCGUAGUGCGACGCUUCCCAUCAACCUAGAGCCACGCCAGAGGGCUACUCCGCCAGCACCCCCGUCUGAAAUGACCCACUGCCUACGUGGACAAGCGAAUGAGAUGACAUCGAGUCCGCGUUCCGACCGUGGCACCGCCGAAACAGCCGGUGUACUUCCACAACCAAGCUAUCACUCUUUCGUAGAGAACUUGGACCAUAGGGGACGACAGUACCCCCAUGGGAAUAGUCGUGGUCACACAAUGGGUGCGCGUAUCGACGUGCACCUCCAAGCGCACAUUGUAGUUUUUGUUCCGCCAGGCCACAACCCUCAUCGCGGCAUGCCACCCAUCAGCCUCAACUUGGCUACCGACCCCCGAACCCUGGCUUCAGAACCCCAGACUGCACUGAGCAUCGGCGAGCGGACGCCGAUCGUCGAAUCACCUCGAUCGUAUCACGACGGUACCGAUGUGCGGUCCCCUGCCACCGAAUCAACGGCGAGCGACUUGAGCGAGCUAGGUUGGCCCUUUCGCCCUUCGUGA